UCAUCUCGCCCUAUCGCACUGAGUAUGAGUAGUAAAAAAGAGCUUUGUAUUUCAUCGGUAAAUAAGGGUCCAUGAAAAUAAGAAAAAGUGACUUGGAAGGGUGAUUUGAAAUAUUACUACUGAAUUUGGUGCGAAAAAUAAGGUAUUUGUGUACUGCAACACCAUAUUUCAUUGCAUAGCAGAAUGAAAAUAAAAAGUUUGUAUGACACUUAGACUGAGGAUUUACAUGCUUUAGAGUGAUUCAAAGUAUUAGUUUAUUGGUACCUAAUGGAAAGAUAAUGUAGAAAAUUGGAUUCAUAUUUGAGGAAGAACUUGAAAGCGAGAUUCAGCAGCUACUUGGAUUGUUAUUUCGGUACUGAUGAACGGAGGAAACCAUUUUAAAAUGCAGAGUAAUACCAGACCGGACUUGGAAAAGAAAAAAACGGGACGGACCCCAAGGGGACAUCCGGCUGGAGGAAGCAGGACUCCCUCAGGAACUUCAAGUGUGUUAAUGGUGGGACCGAAUUUUAGGGUUGGCAAGAAGAUAGGGUGCGGCAAUUUUGGAGAAUUACGGUUAGGUAAAAACCUUUAUAACAAUGAACAUAUUGCUAUCAAACUGGAACCAAUGAAGUCCAGAGCUCCUCAGCUUCACUUAGAAUACAGAUUCUACAAAAUGUUAGGUCAAGCAGAGGGAGUUCCACAAGUUUACUAUUUUGGUCCCUGUGGAAAAUAUAAUGCAAUGGUGAUGGAACUUCUCGGUCCCAGUUUAGAAGAUUUAUUUGAUCUAUGCGACAGAACAUUUGCACUUAAAACAGUUCUUCUCAUAGCUAUCCAGUUGCUACACAGAAUAGAAUAUGUUCACAGUAAAAAUCUCAUAUACCGUGAUGUAAAACCAGAGAACUUCCUAAUAGGCAGACAGUCGGGGAAACAUCAAAGCACGAUACACAUUAUUGAUUUCGGCCUUGCCAAGGAGUACAUCGACCCAGAGACCAACAAACACAUACCAUACAGAGAACACAAAAGUCUUACAGGAACAGCUAGAUACAUGAGUAUCAAUACGCAUCUUGGAAAAGAGCAAAGUCGACGAGAUGAUUUAGAAGCUCUUGGUCACAUGUUCAUGUACUUCUUGAGAGGUAGUCUGCCUUGGCAAGGUUUGAAGGCUGACACAUUGAAAGAACGCUACCAGAAAAUAGGGGACACAAAGAGAGCCACACCCAUUGAAGUGCUGUGUGACAAGUAUCCAGAAGAAAUGUCAACAUAUUUGAAGUAUGUACGACGGCUAGAUUUCUUUGAAACUCCUGAUUACAGCUACUUACGAAAAAUAUUCCAAGACUUAUACAACAGAAAAGGUUAUGCUGUUGACAAUGAGUUUGAUUGGACAGGAAAACAGUUGUCAACGCCAGUGUCGCCAAGCCCAGCAGAUGGCCAGCCUACAUCCAGAGAUGCACGACCUUCUAAGCAAACAAAAGCUUGGACUGAACUGCCACAUCACUUAAAUCCACCGUUGGCUGUUGGUGACAAAUACGGAUCAGUACAAGUGGUUAGUUCAACCAAUGGCGAGUUAGUCAACGAUGACCCAACUGCUGGACACUCCAAUGCUCCCAUCACAGCACAGGCUGAGGUUGAGGUUGUAGAGGACACAAAAUGUUGCUGUUUCAAAAGAAGGAAGAAGAAAAGUACCAGUCGUCGCAAGUGAAAGGCUUGCUGGGCAACUGUUGUUGAAUCCAUCAGCUGUCACAAGUAUAUAAAAUAUUGUUGUAAUAAUCAACACGGAUCAAUUAUUAAAACAUUUGACCCUACAAUUCUUUUAAUUGAAAAAUUAAUGACAGAAUGAUGAGAGGCAUAUAAUAUUAAGAUGUAUGCUGUAUAGUGAUUUGGUUCUCUGCAAUUUGAAUAAAGAUUUCUUUUUUAUGCUAAAGAAGUGUGUGGCAAUGCAGAAUUAAUGAUGAAUUGGUUGUCAGCGAGUUGAGAAGGAGUUGGAUGACGACAACUUGUUAAUAAAAUAACCGAAUUCGCGAACUUAAGCAAAGGUGCUGAAUUGAGGGUUCAUGUUGCAAAUAAAAAUGAAGAUGAUAAAAACAUUCUCAUUGUUGUUCUCAAUUACAAGCAAGGUUUGUUAAUUACCUGAAUAAUUAUACCAAUGUGCUGAUUAAUAGCAGCAAUAGAAUUAUUGCCCCCCCCCCCCAAAAAAAAAAUGAGCUUAGUGUUGCAUUGAUGUUUAAUGCAAUGGCUGAGGUAAUAAUAUGUAAUUCAUAUAGGCCUUUUUGGCAUGAAGUGCUAUAGAGAAACUGGCACAUUGUUUAUUAUAUUAUUGUUGUUGUUAGUAUUAUUGUCGAAAAUAUUUCAUACUAUUUGCUAAAUCUUUGAAGUAUAGUAAGCUAUCUUAUUAUUAUUUAUUAUUAUAAUUAUUACUAUAAGUUGAGGUUAAUGUAUGGUACCAACAACAUUAUGCCUUAUCAGUCCAUUUUUGUACUUAAAAAUGGGUGCAAAUGUUGUGCCAUAAAGGUAUCUCAUCUUUGUUUAAAAAAAUGAACAUUUCCAGAGAUAAUGAUGUACUAUUAAGUCAUUGCCCAUUAUUAUUCUGUCUGCCAAUCUUUUUCUAUGUAUGAUGUGUUUCAAAAAGUUAAGCCCAAGAUUUUGUGUACUGGUACCUAGUUAGACAAGAUUGUUUUUAUACCUUGUUUAGUAAAUUUUAUUUUAAAAAAAUCAUCAGGGUGGGAAAAAAUAAAAAUAACAUAUAUAUUUUUUUAGCAAAAUGGUCCACCAAAAGCAUAUAGGCAGAAGAGAUAAAUAUGUAAAACUUUAUUGACAA
Messenger RNA from Anneissia japonica, 2791 nucleotides. Its product is annotated as casein kinase I-like. Bases 359 to 1675 code for a protein of 438 amino acids. Gene Ontology annotation, cellular component: cytoplasm; nucleus; plasma membrane. The record is from RefSeq and is a predicted model, not a curated record. Gene Ontology annotation, biological process: endocytosis; signal transduction; peptidyl-serine phosphorylation. NCBI's taxonomy places the organism in Eukaryota, Metazoa, Echinodermata, Crinoidea, Comatulida, Comatulidae. Gene Ontology annotation, molecular function: protein serine/threonine kinase activity; ATP binding. The transcript is spliced from 13 exons.